This is a messenger RNA of Rhizophagus irregularis DAOM 181602=DAOM 197198, 2116 nucleotides long. RefSeq lists its product as uncharacterized. Gene Ontology annotation, molecular function: dolichol kinase activity. The record is from RefSeq and is a predicted model, not a curated record. Gene Ontology annotation, cellular component: endoplasmic reticulum membrane. NCBI's taxonomy places the organism in Eukaryota, Fungi, Glomeromycota, Glomeromycetes, Glomerales, Glomeraceae. Gene Ontology annotation, biological process: dolichyl monophosphate biosynthetic process.
UUUUCACAUUCAUUUCUUUCGUUACCUAGUUUUAUUUUAUUACAAAAUAUUCUUCGUUGUAUUAUUAGAUUUUGGAGAUAAAUUAUAAAAUUAAUCUAUUGAUUAUACCCUUUAACUAGAAGCUAUUUCUUUUUUUUUUUCAGAUAAAAAACGCAUGAUUUUUGAUUUUUCGUCGUCGUCGUCUUCUUCCGCCUUGAGUUCUACACCAAAACAAGAUUGCAACUUUCUUGUUGCAAGAAAAAGGAAUUUAUUUUCCUUUUCUUCAGCAGGAAGUAGUAACACUAGUGAGAGCGAGGUGGAAUAUAACGUUGAGGCUAUUGGAGUUGCGAGAACAGAAGCUUAUAAAUUGUCCAAUAUUCCUCCGCCUCCUAUUCCAACCGCUGCUAGCACAUUGGAACGCGUCAUCAUAUCGUUUACAGCAUUAUGUGCCAGUUUUAAACUGGUCGGAUUAAUGGCAGCUAAUGAGGUUGGACGCACUGAAGGUCUAGAUUUGAUGUUGCUUUCUAUGUGGACUUGGUUUAUAUAUUCAUUCGGUUUCCCGUUUUCGAAUAAUAAGGAGAAACUCUUUCAUAGAUUAUGGGGAACUGAUGAGAACCUUUAUAGAAAUGAUGUCGAUGAUGGCGCAUUUUAUGGUACAUUGUUGAUUCCAAUUGUAGCUGCGGCAAAAAUAAUAGACACUCAACGUUCAUCACAGUCAUCAUCAUCAACUCCUGAAUAUAAUGACUCUUCUAUGGAUGUUGUUCAGGUUAAUUUUGAGCUUUGUUUCAUUAUGGGGUGCGGUCUUAUAUUUCAUAUGUUUAUGUCCAAGCAUAUAAAAACCAAUUUGGGAACAAUUUGGGCUAUAACCAUAAUUACAAUAUUAUCGAUAAUAUUCACCGCUUUUAUAGCAGCUAUGGGAUUCUUACCACUUAUUCAAAGAUUACCUUCGGAUUACAUUAUAUUUUCACAACUUUUCUAUCAAAUUUCAUUAUAUUCAAUUGCAAGAUUAAUGAAAAAGAGUUUUACUUUCGGUGAAUUAGCAGUUGUUUCACAAAUAUUAACGUUAGUUGCUGUUGAAGCUUGGGUAAUAACAAUUAAUAAGUUUAAGUUGCUUAAGAUUACACCUCUAGAAAAUCAUGUACCGAGUAGUUUAAUUACCUUUCAAAAUGCUCUUGUACUUGGUAUGCUAUUGAUAGGAAUGAUUUCAUCACCAUUUCUCAUACAUUCGAGAUACUUAGCGCAGCAACGGUCUUGGAAAAGUAAACGUGCCCAUAUUCGUAAUAAUAAUAACGGGAAGAAAAGAAUGGCUCUCGUUAUUUAUCUUAUUAGCGUAAUUAUUGUUGGUUUAGUUGGACUUUGGGUACAAAGUCUUUUAGGCAGAAAUCCUUAUUUAUGGAUAUUUGCAUUUGUUAUUGAGACAAGAGUACGAAUAUUUUUGUGUAUAUUUUGGAUAGUUUUAAUUGCAAUAUCCCUUGUUUUAUUUAACCAAAUGGGGCAAACACGUAAAACUUAUUCUUUAAAUUCGAAACGAAAAUAUUUUCAUUUCCUAGCAUUAGUUAUGUUUAUACCAGGAUAUCUUUAUGAGCCAGAAUUUAUGCAUUUAGCAUUUAGUGUAGCGUUUGCUGCAUUAAUUUAUUUGGAAUAUUUGAGAUACUUUGCUGUGUAUCCUAUUGGAAAACAACUCCAUAUGUUCCUUAGUGAAUUUUUAGAUUCUCGUGAUUCAGGACCUUGUAUUUUGAGUCACAUAUAUUUACUUAUUGGAUGUGCUGGAUGUAUUUGGUUAGAUGGGUCUUUUAUAUUAGCAAAUCUUUCUGGUAUUUUUACUCUAGGUCUUGGCGAUUCAAUGGCAUCAAUAAUUGGAAAGCGAUAUGGAAGAAACAGAUGGCCCAAAUCUUGUAAAACUAUUGAAGGAUCUAUUGCAUUUUUUGUUUUCCUUUUUAUUGGGGCUUUUAUAUUAGUUAACAUCUCAUCUUCACCUAACAUGUGGCCGGGUUCUUCUGCACAAUGGUUCAAAUAUGCACUAGCAGUCUUAACAACUGCUCUUUUGGAAGCAGCAUCAUUUCAAAAUGAUAAUCUUAUACUUCCACUAUUCAUGUGGUCUUUUUUAAAUAUCCAAAUGUGAACUUUUUUUUUUUUU